Talaromyces proteolyticus is the source of this 618-nucleotide messenger RNA. RefSeq names its product putative snare protein Ykt6. Gene Ontology annotation, molecular function: SNAP receptor activity. Lineage: Eukaryota; Fungi; Ascomycota; Eurotiomycetes; Eurotiales; Trichocomaceae. The record is from RefSeq and is a predicted model, not a curated record. The transcript is spliced from 12 exons. Gene Ontology annotation, biological process: endoplasmic reticulum to Golgi vesicle-mediated transport. The coding region runs from base 1 to 618 and encodes 205 amino acids. Gene Ontology annotation, cellular component: Golgi apparatus.
AUGAAGAUCUUUUACAUGGGAGUCCUCCGCAACGAGCCCAAGCCGGCCUUGGAGCUCACCGGAGAAAAGGAUCUCACUAGUUUCUCGAGAUUUACUCGCCAGAACUAUGAAGAAUUCAUGAUGCAAGUCCCCGCUGCUAGGCUAUUUACAAAGACCGUGGCGGAAAGAACCAAGGCCGGUCAGAGACAAACAAUCGAGGAAAAGAGCUACACUUUCCAUUCCAUGAGCCGAGACGGUGUCGCCGGAGUCAUUGUCAGCGACAGUGAAUACCCUCCUCUUGUCGCGCAACAACUCCUGUCGAAAAUCACCGACGAAUUCCUCUCCAAACACCCUCGCAGCGAAUACUCUAACCCAAGCUUGCCAGAACGAGGCCUCGCUCUUCCUCAACUGGCUGAAUACAUCAAGAAAUACCAAGACCCGUCACAGGCGGAUUCGAUUAUGAAAAUCCAACAAGAGCUGGACCAGACCAAAAUUGUGCUACACAAAACUAUCGAAUCGGUUCUAGAGCGAGGAGAGAAAAUCGACAGUUUGGUUGCCAAGUCUGACGGCCUCUCAUCUCAAAGCAAGAUGUUCUAUACCCAAGCCAAGAAACAAAACUCAUGCUGCGUUGUUAUGUAG